Molecule: messenger RNA, 1410 nt
Organism: Sarcophilus harrisii (Tasmanian devil)
Lineage: Eukaryota; Metazoa; Chordata; Mammalia; Dasyuromorphia; Dasyuridae
Gene: RNF148
Product: ring finger protein 148
Exons: 2
Coding region: 212-1159 (315 amino acids)
Source: RefSeq, a predicted model, not a curated record
UAAUCCAAUGAAUGUUGCUAGGAGACUUGAAGUCCUGGCAGGACCUCUCAUAGCAGACUGACUUGAAGUGAGGAUUCAAACUAAAAGCAGUCCUACUUUAAACCAGAGAAGAUUACUAUAGCUAGCAGCAAUGUCAUAGUAGCACACCAUCAGCUGUCUGCCAUCUUUAGCCAACUUGAUUGUAAGUAAACAGGCAGAUUUAUUUGACAGAAUGACAGUAAAUCAGCCUAAUCAGGCAUAUAGAGGAAUGAGGCUAUUUGGGAUGACUUCUUGGAAACAAAGUUUUGCAUCAUCUUGGCUAUUGAGGUUCAGCAUCUUCCUGCUCCUUAGCCUUCCUGAUUCAGAAGGAAAAGCUAUAUGGACUGCCCAUUUGAACAUAACAUUUCAGGUGGGAAAUCGAAUCAUAUCAGAAUUAGGGGAAACUGGAGUAUUUGGAAAUCAUUCUCCUCUGGAAAAGGUGGCUGGUGUGGUAGUACUUCCUGAGGGUUGGAAUCAGAAUGCUUGUAACCCCAUGACCAAUUUCAGCAGGCCUGAACCCACAGAAUCCUGGCUGGCCCUCAUUGAACGGGGAGGCUGCACCUUUACCCACAAGAUAAAGGUGGCAGCUGAAAAGGGAGCAAAUGGAGUGAUCAUCUAUAACUACCCAGGUACUGGAAACAAGGUGUUUCCCAUGUCUCACCAAGGGACAGGAACCGUCGUUGCAGUGAUGAUCGGCAACCUGAAAGGCAUGGAGCUUUUCCACUUGAUUCAGAAGGGAGUCCAUGUGACCAUUAUCAUUGAAGUAGGGAGAAGACACAUACCCUGGCUGAAUCAUCACAUCAUGUCUUUGUUUACCUUUAUGGCUGCCACUGUUGCCUGUUUCUUUUUGUAUUGUGCCCGGAGGCCCAGAAUACCCAGCGCUGCCACCAGGAGACGCCGGCAGAUUAAAGCAGAUGUCAAAAAAGCCAUCGGCGAGUUGGAACUGCGUGUGUUAAAGGAAGGGGACAAAGAAGUUGAUCCCAAUGGAGACAGCUGUGUUGUGUGCUUUGACAUAUACAAACCCAAGGAUACAGUGCGCAUUUUAACUUGCAAGCAUCUUUUCCACAAGGCAUGCAUUGAUCCCUGGCUUUUAGCCCAUAGGACAUGCCCCAUGUGCAAAUGUGACAUUCUUAAAGUGUAAGGAACUAAGGGAACAUUCCAGUGAUGAAACUUGAAUCUUACAAAAUCUAGUAUUGAAUGAAUUAUUGUUUCACUUCAACUAGAGAGACGGAUGAAUUCCUUAUAAACUAAGACCAUGCUUCACUAAAAAGUUAGUCAAAUUUGUGUGUGUUCAUUUUUUUUGUUCAUCUUGAUAACAUAAAACUCCAUAGAAAAGGAUCAAAACUCAUGUGUGAUGAUGGUCUUCAUUUUGUAAUAAAGCCCUAAAACAUG